UGUAUCACAUUUUACAUAGCACGGAGCACGGAAGCAGACGGUCCGCACUGAGAACUGGCCCACGUACAAUUAACAGGCUUCAUACAAAACUACCUACAAGUCUUCUUCAGCUCCCAGCCAGGACUUCCACAACAACAGUACAAACUAAAUCAAAUCGAGAAAUAAGAAAAUGCGAUAAAUAUUAAAUAACAUACUUAAAACAAUAAAGCGAAGGCGCAAACGAAUAAGUGAAUACAAAAUGAAUUUGAAAUUGUCGAAACGGCUUAAAAGUAAAAUACAUAAUAUGUAUGUAUCCACAUACAUACAUUGUAUAUUGAACGUUGAACGCUCUGCAGUUUUGUAGACGUGAGCAAAAAAAUGCGCAUGCUCUCAAUAAUAUUCUUAAUUCGCAGCAGCAGUUGAUAUAUACGCAAUGCAUCUCUUUGGAAUAAGCAAACGCACUUGAACAAAUCAUAACUAUCAAUUGAAAGAAAAGUGUAAAAAAGUUGCAAAAUGUGUAACAAGUGAAGGUGAUAAGAUAACUGCAAUUGUGUGCAAUUUGCGAUUACUGCAAAACGCCCAUAAGUCACAACAAUAACAAUAACAACAACAACAACAACGACAGCAGCAGCUAACACAACAAUAACAACGAGAGUAGCAACAUACUAUGUAGAGAGGGAAUUUGCUUGCCAACGUAUACCGAUGUACAUAUGUAUGUACAUACGGUCUUGUGAAUGUGACACCUACGCAACACGAAGCGCAUUAAAGUGCGAACUGAGCUCAGCAUCCCAGCGACAACGACAACAGCAUCAUCACAAAGAUUCACGCAAUACGCACGCGCCAUAAUACAAAGUCCAAUAAGACGAAAAGAGUCAGCAAUAGCAACAACAGUCGGGGCGCGAGCCGACGACGAAGCAGCUGCGUCGCAGCAGCCGAGCAGCAAACGCAAAGCAGCAUCCGCACAUUUACGCAGCGUUUAGUGUUGCGUUCGUGUGUGCCUGCUUGCGUGUGUGCGAGUGUGCGAGCACGUGUACGUGUGUGUGCCCUCGCGUUGGCAAUGUAUUGGCUAGCCUUGCCGUUUUGCCCUUUGGUGUGCAUGCUAUGCUUGUUUUCGGGAAUUAGCGACUUGACCUAUGGAUAUGGCGAUCUGUAUGAGCGCGGCAUCAACAACCGCGCCGGUGGCGCAGAGAAUACCCAAGAACGUCCACAGAACUGGUAUCAGCAGGCCCAUGGACGCUCCCUAAAUGCCGGCAAUGGACACAGUGUGCAUGGGGAUGAGCCAUCCGAAGAGCUGUUGCAGAAGGAGGACGAUCAUGAUUACCUCACUGCUUCCGAUUAUCCGCCACAUCAUGAGCAUGACGACCAUGAUCAUGACAUUGACAACGAUCAUGAUCACGAUCACGAUCACGAUCACGAUCAUGAUGACAAUCUCGACGAGGGCGACAAAUUGUAUGGACACGUUUUCACCAUGGAGCCCAUGAUUCCGCUGAAACCGAGCGUCGGAGUCGGUGUCGGCGCAGGCGUCGGCACUACAAACACCGGCGACACUCCUAAGUUCCGUAACGUGGGUGCCCAAGGAGGACGCGGCGAUAUGUAUGUUGUCCGAGAAUCAGAUCGCCAGACGAGCACACGGGGUCGCGAUGGGUUUGUCAGCGGCGCCAACAACAAGCAGAAGGGCUUCCGACCAUUCGCCAAUCGUGUCGUUGUCCACGACGAUCCGCGGCAGCUGGGACAGCCCGGGGAUGGAUACAGCGCCCCGCCGCCCAGUGGCUGCCACAAUAGCUGCGACGAUCUGCAGUGGCAGUGCAGCAAUUGCCAAUGUAUUGAGGCGCCGGGUCGCUGCAAUCGUGAGGUGCAGUGCACCGAUGGUUCCGACGAGCUCGACUGCGACAACAUGGACGACAUGAUGUCCAAGCUACAGAAGGAGUGCGAGCAGAGUGGCUUGCAUGUGAUGUGCCCAAAGACUUAUCGCUGUAUCAACAAAGACUGGCUUUGCGACGGCGACGAUGACUGCGGUGAUUAUUCGGAUGAAACUCAUUGCGGAGCUCGCACCAACUGCACCGAAGAUCAGUUUGAGUGCCAGAAUGGGUUCUGCAUUCCCCGGCAAUGGCUGUGCGAUGGCGAAAACGAUUGCAAGGACUACUCUGAUGAGGUACACUGCAAUCGCAGCAGUUGCACCGAUGAGCACUUCGCCUGCAACGACGGUUACUGCAUUUCGCUUGCCUUUCGCUGCGAUGGCGAACGCGACUGCGACGAUAACUCCGAUGAAUUGAAGUGCCCGGCUGUUAUCAACAGUUGUCCGGAGGGUGAAUUUAAGUGCCGCGGUGGCCUCGGUGGCGCUGGCGGCCCCAGCGGCCAAUGCAUUCUUAAUCGUUUCCGGUGCGACGGCGACAACGACUGCGGCGAUUGGAGCGACGAGGAGAAUUGCCAGCAGAAGCCAUCGCAGUGCACGUCGAACGAAUACAAGUGCGCCGAUGGCACGUGCAUCCCGAAGCGGUGGAAGUGCGACAAGGAGCAGGACUGCGAUGGCGGUGAGGACGAAAAUGAUUGCGGCAACAUGAGCCCCGAGCAUCCGAUCACCUGCGGCCCCGACGAAUACACUUGCCACAAUGGCCGCUGCAUUUUGCGUACCUGGCUUUGCGAUGGUUAUCCAGACUGCUCCUCGGCCGAGGAUGAGGUCGACUGUCUCCUGCAGUGUGACGCCGGUCAAUUCCUUUGUCCUGCAAAAAAGAACAUCACGAACCUGAAAAUCUGUGUACAUCAGAAGCACGUUUGCGAUGGACAAAACGACUGUCCGUUGGGCGAGGAUGAGGUCAAUUGUCCGGUUGAGCAAAAGUGCCCGGAGCCUAGGCAAUGCGAACAGCUGUGUAUUAAGACGGCGCGUAGCAAGGACGAAUGCGCCUGUCGCCUGGGUUACCUGAUGAACGAGAAUAAGCGCAACUGCACAGAUAUUGAUGAGUGCCAAUACCUCACCAGUCCGGUGUGCUCGCAAAAGUGUCACAACACAAUGGGCUCGUUUAUCUGCUCCUGCGAGAGUGGUUAUAUCCUGCGACCCGAUUUGCGUACCUGCAAGGCUCUGGGUGGAGCAAUGACGCUGCUGGUGGCCAAUCGCUGGGACAUUCGCCGUGUGACGCUCAGCAACAAUCGGUACAUGGCGAUUGUCAAAGGAUUGCACAAUGCCAUUGCACUGGACUUUCACUAUCGAAAGGGAUUGAUGUUCUGGUCGGAUGUCUCGACCGAUGUAAUCAAAAUGGUCUACAUCAAUGGCACACGCGUGCGUGACGUUAUCAAAUGGGGUUUGGAGUCCCCGGGCGGCAUCGCUGUCGACUGGGUGCAUGAUCUGCUCUUCUGGACCGACUCCGGCACACGGCGCGUCGAAGUCUCAAAUUUCCAGGGUAAUCUGCGCACGGUGAUCGCAUCGAGUGACCUGGACAAGCCGCGUGCUAUUGUCAUUCAUCCCGGCGAGGCCCUGGUCUUUUGGAGUGACUGGGGACCCAAUCCCAAGAUCGAGCGCGCCCAUAUGGAUGGCUCGCAGCGUCAGGUGAUCAUCUCGAAGGGCGUCACAUGGCCCAAUGGCCUGGCCAUUGACUAUCCGAACAGCAAGAUCUACUGGGCCGAUGCCAAGCAGCAUGCCAUAGAGUGCUCCAAUCUGGAUGGCAGCGAACGCAUCAAGGUGCUGAGCACACACCUGCCUCAUCCGUUUGCCUUGACCAUCUUCGAGGACACCAUGUACUGGACGGACUGGAACACUAAGACCGUGUCAGCGGCCAAUAAGAUAACGGGCAAGGGUUUUCGUUCGGUCCACGAGAACUUUCACUUCCCCAUGGACAUACACGCGUAUCAUCCAGCGAGGCAGCCGGACUAUCAGGACCGAUGCGCCAAGGACAGACGCGGCUUGCGUGGGGGCUGCUCGCAUUUAUGUCUGCCAAACAGGACAUCGCGUCGUUGCGGUUGUCCCAUUGGAUUGUCGCUGAAGGACGAUGGCAAGACGUGCAAGAGUGCACCUGAUAAGCUUGUGCUGGUGGCACGACGCAAGGACAUACGCUUGCGACAGCUGAACAGCAAGCCAGCUGGACCCAACGAAGUGGACAUGAUUGUGCCUCUGGACAACUUGAAGCACGCCGUAGCCCUGGAUUGGUGCAGUGAGACGGACUUCAUCUACUGGACGGAUGUGGAGCGCAGCUCGAUCAGCAAAGCACAUCUUAAUGGCAGCUAUCAACAGCGUGUUGUCCACUCGAAUCUAGAGUCGCCGGUGGGCUUGGCAUUGGACUGGAUCACCGAUAAACUCUACUGGACAGAUCCAUCGACGAAUCGCAUUGAGGUGGCCACCACCAAUGGCAAAAUGCGCACGCUCCUCGUCUGGGAGAAAUUGGACAAGCCGCGCGAUAUUGUCGUCAACCCCAUAGAUGGACUCAUGUUUUGGUCGGAUUGGGGCGAAGAGGCAAUGAUAGAGCGCGCCAACAUGGAUGGCGCUAGUCGUGUCAUCAUUGCCUCCAAAAAACUCAUCUGGCCCAAUGGCCUGGCCAUCGAUUAUGAUCAGCACAAGCUCUACUUUGUUGACGGCGGGACCAAGACCCUCGAGAACAUGAACUUUGAUGGCAGUAAUCGCAAGGCCAUUAUUACUGAUCUGGGCCAUCCCUUUGGACUGGAUGUGAGUGGCGGUCGCGUCUACUGGACAGAUUGGGACACCAAGUCAGCCAUGAGUGCCGACAAACUAACGGGCAAGAGUGUGGCCACGGUGAUUGCCAACAGCAGUGAUCUAAUGGACAUACGGGUCUUCCAUCGCACUCGCAGGCGUGUCUACAAUGCCUGCGAUAAGCACAACGGCGGAUGCUCGCACCUCUGUCUUCUGAAUCCAACCAAUUACACGUGCGCCUGCGCCGUUGGUGUGCAGCUCAAGGAGGAUGGACGCACUUGCUCCGAGGGACCUACGAGGUACAUUCUCUUUGCGCAUCGCAUUGAUAUACGUCAAAUCUCGCUGGACUUUGAUCAUCUGAUUGAUGUGGUGCUGCCAUUGCCACCCAUAUCAAAUGCGGUCGCCUUGGAUGUGGAUCAGAAGACGGGUUACAUUUUCUGGUCCGACACCAUCGAGAAUGUGAUAAUGAGCUCUAGUCCGGAUGGGUUGCAUGUCCACAAAGUGAUUGGCGAGAGCUUAGAGAAUCCCGAUGGUCUCGUCGUCGAUUCGAUAGGACGCACCAUCUACUGGGCCGAUGCGGGCAGACAUACGAUUGAGGUGGCCACACUCGAUGGUAAUCAUCGGCACGUAAUUGCUUACAAGGACUUGGAAUCGCCGCGAGGCCUAGCCCUCGACUAUGAGGCGGGUCUGCUCUUCUGGACGGAUUGGGGCCAUUAUCGCAAGAUCGAGCGUUCCCACCUCGAUGGCAAUGAACGUUCACGCAUCGUUACCGCUCACCUGGGCUGGCCCAAUGGUCUCUCGCUGGAUCUAAAGAGCAAACGCAUUUAUUGGGUCGAUGCGCGACUAAAGACAAUUGACUCUUGCGAUUAUACGGGCAACCAGCGUCAGUUAAUAAUGUCCUCGCUGCAUCAUCCAUAUGCACUUGCGCUCACAGAGGACUAUAUCUAUUGGACGGACUGGAAGUCGAAGGCAUUGCACAUGGCCGAUCGACGGAAUACAAGCGCCAAGCGUGAUGUAAUGACAAACAUUGAUGGACUGAUGGACAUCAAAGUGAUUUUCAAGCAUCAAUUGAUGCCAGAGAAUGUCUGUGGCCACAACAACGGCGGUUGCUCCCAUCUUUGUCUACGCAAUCCUGGCGGUUUCACCUGUCAAUGUCCAACGGGUCUCAAGCUGCGCGAGAACAGCACCACCCAAUGUCAAAGUCUGCCCGAUGAUUACCUGCUGAUUGCAUUGCGCUCGGGGAUUGGCAUGAUCUCGCUGAAUAGCGGAGACUAUAUGGAUGUUGUGCUGCCCAUCAGCGGCGUCCAUGGUGCCGUCGUUCUCGACUAUCACUAUCGCAAGAAUUGGCUUUUCUUCGCCGAUGUUAAUCUCGAUGUUAUUCGCCGGGUCAAUCUUCUAAACUUAACCGAGAGCAGAGUGAUUGUUAGCACCGAACUGCUGACUCCCAAUGGCAUUGCUGUUGACUGGAUUGCAGAGAAUCUCUACUGGUCGGAUACCGAUCGCAAGUUAAUCGAAGUCGCACGCAUCGAUGGCACCUGUCGGAAGAAACUCAUCACCGAGGACUUGGGCGAUCCACGCUCCCUUAUUGUACAUCCGUCCAAAGCCUACCUCUUCUGGUCGGACUGGAACUCGCCGGCUAAAAUCGAACGCAGUUUCCUCGACGGCUCAAAUCGCACAGCAAUUGUCACUUCGGGAGUAGGAUUUCCCACAGGCCUUACCAUUGAUUUCACCAAUCGCCGACUUCUUUGGGCCGAUGCUUUGGAGGACAACAUAGGCCAGGUGGACUUUAAUGGUAAACGGCGUCAGACUAUCGUGCCCUAUGCUCCACAUCCUUUCGGCCUGACUAUGUUUGAAAGCAACAUCUAUUGGACGGACUGGUACAACAAAUCCGUAUACCGUUCGCAACGGGUGCCGCGCAUGGGAUACAGUUAUCCCUUCGAAGUGCGUGACGCACUCAGCGGGGCACUGGACAUUCGUGCCGUGUCGUUGCAGCGACAGGCAAAGGGUUGGAAUCAAUGUGCCCAAGACAAUGGAGGAUGCUCGCACUUGUGCUUCUAUCGGGGCAUCGAUUACGUAUGCGCUUGUCCCGACCGACUGGAGAGCGAUCACCGUCAAUGCUCCACGACACCCAAGGAGUUGGUGCAAGCGCGCCUGGAGAGCGAUCAGCAACCGGAUUACUCGGAUGAGUUGACCGAUGACACAACAUCAACGGAGAAUCAGAAUAGCAACGGCAAUCAGUUCGACGAUGAUCUAAAGAGCAAAGAGGACAACGAACGGGAAUUCUUUGUAUUGAUCGCACUCGGUGUUGUCAUUGUCAUGGUCGUCAUCAUAAUGCUGGUGAUGUUCAUGCUUGCAUUAAAUACGAAUCGCAAGAAAACAAAGCGCAAUUCACGUGGCUCCAGUCGCUCAGUGUUGACGUUUUCCAAUCCCAACUACAAUGUGGAUGGUACACCGAUGGAGCCCAAGACGAACAUCUGGAAGCGCUUCAAAUAUGAUAAAUCGCACGAACGCGCCGGGGUUUACGAGGAGAGAAGUCUGACCACAGAGACAGCUUCCUCUAGCCUGUUUGUGCCCACGCCAUCGCCAAUGGCAUCGCCGUCAACAAAGACUAUGCAACUGACAACGCUCUCGACUAUCACAUAAAUUCAAAAUGACCUCACAACAAAUCAGCAUAAAAAUACAAAACAAAAAAAAAAAAGAAAAAAAAAACAAUUAAAUAAAAAACGCAAAAAACUGCACAAAAACAAAGAAAAAAACCCCAAAAAAAAGAAAAGAAAACA
Molecule: messenger RNA, 7395 nt
Organism: Drosophila albomicans
Lineage: Eukaryota; Metazoa; Arthropoda; Insecta; Diptera; Drosophilidae
Gene: Lrp4
Product: low-density lipoprotein receptor-related protein 4
Exons: 14
Coding region: 1037-7258 (2073 amino acids)
Molecular function (GO): calcium ion binding; protein binding
Source: RefSeq, a predicted model, not a curated record